UCCUCCUCCUCCUCCUCCUCCUCCUCCUCCUCGUCCUCCCGCAGUAGAAUGAGAAGAGACCCGACGGACGGAUCGUGUUGGACAAACUUGAUGGGAGAUCAAAUGAAGAAUCAGCUCGUGAGCGCCAUCCACCUGCAGGAGGUGGAGAUGCAGGAGAAACCUGCAGACAACCAGCAGGGCAGCAAGAACACAAACAAUGAGACGUUCUCCGUUGAAGAAGCUGUUGAAACCAUCGGAUUCGGUCGUUUUCACAUCCUGUUGUUUGUCAUCAUGGGCAGCGCCAACAUCGUGGAGGCCAUGGAGAUCAUGCUGUUGGCCGUAGUUUCUCCAGAGAUCCGCUGUGAGUGGCGUCUAGAAGACUGGCAGGUCGCUCUCGUCUCCACGAUGGUGUUCCUGGGCUUCAUGGUCUGUGGAGUUUUAAGUGGAUACCUCGCUGACAGAUAUGGACGCUGGAAGGUGGUGUUUGGAGGGUUUGUGUGGAGCGCGUACUUCUCUCUUCUCACCUCCUUCGCUCCGUCAUACGGUUGGUUCAUCUUCCUCAGAAGCAUGGUGGGAUGUGGAGUCGCAGGAGUGUCCCAGGGGUUUGUGUUGAAGACAGAGUUCAUCCCGGCUAAGUACCGAGCCAUCCUCCUUCCUCUGGCCACCAUCUUCUGGAUGUUAGGCUCCAUGCUCAUCAUCGUUCUGGGGAUGUUGGUGGUUCCCACUCUGGGCUGGAGGUGGAUGAUCCGCCUCUCCGUCACCCCCAGCAUCAUCCUCAUCUUCCUCUUCAAGUUCAUCCCUGAGUCGGCUCGUUAUAACGUGUCAGCAGGAAACAUUCCUGCUGCUCUGGAGACUCUGAAGAAAAUCGCUAAAAUGAACCGAGCGUCUCUUCCUCCGGGACGGCUGGUGGAGCCGAUGGUGGAGCACAGAGGCAGUUGGAGGAUUCUGUUCAGUUCUUCGUUCAGGACGACGACUCUGCUGCUGUGGUUCUCAUGGUUCGUGGCGUCCUUCACGUACUACGGCUCGGUUCUCGGCAGCUCGGAGCUCCUGGAGAAGAACUUGUUGUGUUUGACGGAUCCGGAUCCAGAUCAUCUGGUCAAACACCAGAACCAGGACGGACUCUGUCACUGCAUCCCGUUCCAGCUCCGGGACUACCAGACCCUGCUCAUCAGCUGCCUGGGGGAGGUGGCCUUGGUCCCAGUAAACAUUUGUUUGCUGAACGUGUUGGGGCGGAAGAUGAGUCUGACUGUUCUGCAGCUGGGGUCGGCCAUCUUGUUCAUGUUGCUCAACAUCUGCACCUCCAUGUUCGGGUUCACCGUGCUGCUGUUCCUGCUCCGGUCUCUGGUCUCCAUGAACUUCAAUGUGGUUUAUAUUUACACAGCUGAGGUGUACCCCACUGCGGCCCGGUCUUUGGGGAUGGGCUUCUGUACGUCGUUCAGUCGGAUCGGAGGAAUGAUCGCUCCGUUCAUCGCUCAGGUGCUGAUGUCUCAGUCGGUGAUCAUGGCUCUUAGUCCGUUCUCCUUGGCCUGUGUGAUCUGCGCUCUGGGGAACUUUCUGCUGCCGAUAGAAACCAGAGGACGAGCUCUGUUGCAAAGCUCCUGAUGACGUCUACGAACAACAUUACUGUUUUAU
Anoplopoma fimbria (sablefish) is the source of this 1611-nucleotide messenger RNA. It is a transcript of the gene svopl, whose product is annotated as SVOP-like. Lineage: Eukaryota; Metazoa; Chordata; Actinopteri; Perciformes; Anoplopomatidae. The transcript is spliced from 16 exons. Gene Ontology annotation, cellular component: membrane. Gene Ontology annotation, molecular function: transmembrane transporter activity. Bases 49 to 1581 code for a protein of 510 amino acids. The record is from RefSeq and is a predicted model, not a curated record. Gene Ontology annotation, biological process: transmembrane transport.